Molecule: messenger RNA, 2659 nt
Organism: Lepisosteus oculatus (spotted gar)
Lineage: Eukaryota; Metazoa; Chordata; Actinopteri; Semionotiformes; Lepisosteidae
Gene: spata1
Product: spermatogenesis associated 1
Source: RefSeq, a predicted model, not a curated record
AAGAAUCAGCCACAAUGAGGCUGAGCUACUCCAGAGCAGGCUUUCCUGCGAAUGGAUAACCAUACACACACCACCAUUUAUUUUUAAUCGAAAGUUUAAAUAAAGAAUUAUCCAAUUCAUCAUUUCGUCUGAGGUGCCACAUGAGCAAACCGAAUGAGGAAAGACCACCAACUGCUCCGUUGGUGGAGCUCCACGUGCUAUAUGUCCCAGAAGAACAGUGGAAUUCGAAGCUCAACAGAGCCUCCACUGAAGCCAUCGAUAGCUUUGUGUCAGCCGGGUUCAUCAGGGUUCAUCCUGAUCUGAAUUUACAAGUCCUACGAGAUGGACUCUGCAGGUUUCUGGGGGCGGACAAAGAGAUUGAAACUUUUUCCUUUCUAAAAUGUGUGGGUAGAAGUUUGGCCUUGGUAAAAGCUAAUCAGGAAAAAGAGCUGAAAGUGAAGUUCUUUGCACCACCACACGCUCCAGAGCCAGAAUUGUACUUGUUGCCAAGAGUGGGAAAUGACAGAAACAGUUGCUCUGUUUCGCUCACACCUGAUAGGCAGAACUAUCCCAUCAACCCUCAGAUUUAUAGUUCUCCUCUGAAGGUCAGCAGUGUGCCUCCUGUGAAAAAAGAGAGCACUAAAUUCCCUAGGAUUAAACCCAGGGCUCCCUGUAACCCCCCUGCUCAGAGCCAGGGCGACGAGGGAAAUUCCAGCUCGGAGGAGGAGAAAUUAGAAGAACUCAGCCCAGUGCAGGAGCCCAGAUGGACUGACACAGCCAGUCUUCAAAGGACAGGAACUCGGCAGCAGCCGGAGCCAAACAGAAAAAAAGCAGAACUGGCCCUGCGCGCCGGUACCCAGGGCAGAAAUAAGAAGACGUCGGUGAAGAAGAGCCUGCAUGGGCUCAGAAACAGCACCAGAGACUCUGGUGUUCCCGAGUCACUAGAGGACAGAGAUUCUGAAUACCUGCACUAUCAGGGCAGGAAAACCGAAGACUCUGUGCCACUGAAAGAUCACAACAAGAAGGAAACUAAGGAGGUCUAUGAGAAUCCUUUGCCCUUGCCCACCCCAGCACAGUACUCCUCUCCUCCUGCGGCCCCUUUUCUGGCCCAGACUGCACAACAACCUGCUCCUCCGGUCUUUUUAACCGACAGAGAUGAGCUCAUUGAGGAAAUCAAGUUGGCGAAGCAGGAGCGGAAACAGCUUGAGAAGACCAGACAAAACCUGCUAAGAAAGGCUAAAGAGCUCCUGGGACGCUAUCGCCACAGGAGAAAUCAAGCUCGCGACACCUGGAAGAAGAAAUAUUUUGAGACCAAAAAGACAACUGUUCCACUGGAGGAUGGUCUGAAAAACCUGCGACAGGAGCUGGAGAAGUAUUACCACAAGCUGCAGCAGCAGCUGCAGGCCAGGGAUACAAGAAGCAAACCUCAGUCCUAUGGGCAUCCUUCAAACAGCAAGAAUGACCUCAUUAUUCAAAUGAUAGCAGAGACCCAUGAAAUAGAUCAACUAAGAAAGAAAGUGGAGGAUGCUAAAAUGAAACUUGUGACAGAAAUCAAGCUCAGGAAGCAGAUAGCCACAGAGGUGCGAGCUCUCAGAGCAGAGCUUGCACAGAAAAGAGCCCAGCUGUCUCUGUCCUGUCCACAGGGAGGCUCUGCUGCACACCGAUUUGGAUACCAGGCCAGGCUGCAGGUCCGGCACAUACCAGUGUGAACACAUGAAAGGUUACAAAUAAGAAGAGACCAUUCAACCUAAUCGACGGUCAGUAGGUAAUGGAUCCAGGGAUCUCAUCCAACCAUUUCAUGAAAGAAACCAUGGGCUUCAGCAAUGAGGUUGUGUAGUUUGUUCUGACCCCCACAACCGUUUGGGUGCCUCCUGUUCUGGGUUAUACAUUACCACAUCAUAUAUACUCACAUAGUUUCUACUUGUGCCUUCCGGUGCCAAUUCUACACAUUCACUGGGCUGACUUUGUUGGUACCUUUGAUGAUUUUGAGUACUUGAGUACUUCUCUCUGUUCAACACUAAGGGGAUGAGCUCCACAGGCCCCAAGCUCAUGUUCAACCCUAUAUAUAUGGGUAUACAACUACUAUAUAUAUGUUCUUCUUAAAGGUCUCGUUAUUCCCUAUUCUUAAGAAGAAUUUUGAACAAAGUCUCGCCUUUUGAACAAAGGCACAGAGUUUGGAUGUUACUGAUUAUGAAGCGCAUUAUUUCACAAAAAUAUAUAAUCGUUACAGCAAAAAUAUGAUGAAAGGCUCUUGUUCAUACAGGAAGAAAAACCUAAAUCUACUUUCCACAGUUCUGUUCAGAAAUCAACCUGGUUUUUCGUUCCACUUCACUUACGUGGAAAUGUACAUCUUGCUUAUGGAUUUGUUCAGUCAAAUUUAGUCAAAAAAUAUCUGUUGUUGUGUUGUUAUAUGAUGAAGCCUAACGAUAAUACUAAUAUAGUGGAUUUUAAAAAUAUUUCAUUAUGUAAUUUUACUUUUGGACUGGUAUGUUAACAUUAAUAUCAGUAAGGGGAAAAUCAAAACUAUCUUUACCUUAAACUAUCAGGAUGACUUUCCCUUGUUUACUAAGUUUGAUUUGCCCAUCAUUUAUUUUGCCUGUCCACACAAUUUGGAAAAGAAUGCUCUAGAUUCUACAGUAUACAGUAUGUCUACCAAAUAUCCAGGUGGAUGCUGCACAUU